CACAAAAUUUGACUGUGGUAACGUGGUGAACGCACUGACCGAUUCCUCAAUAAUAUAAGACUACUGUCACGUCUAUAGGACUGACUGUCGUUACUCAAUUAAAAGCUGUUGUCAGAUCUGCUCUUGCUGAUAAGGAAGGGGGUCCAUUCAUAACUAUCUUUGAAAAGGAAGGUUGGUUCAAUUCAGGCGCAGCUGAAACCGGAAGCUGUUGAAGGUACACUGGGGAGUGUUAUUUGUUUGUUUUUUAAAUGACAGAUGAUAAUAACAUUAAACUGAGAUAUAUGCAGCACUUAGAUACAGCACUAAAACUUGCUGAUACUAAAGGUUUUUCGCAAUGGGGGCGAUUGAAGCACCUUUGUUUAUUGAGAUGUUCAGGUAAUUCACCGAAACUCUGUUACGUCCCACUGCUGCCACUCCUACAAAUGCUCGCGGCUGUGAACUAUGUUGUCAAACUGGUAUGUCUCGUACCUGAUGAGUUAAGAUGUCGAUGUGAAUGUGAACACAGCCAUAAUAUACAGCAACAAGGCAGGAGAUCUCUGGAGAAAUCUGAAAGUGUUUUUCUUUUAAAGUUUCCUUCUACGGAGCACAAAAGAGUGUCAAGGCACAAUGCUGGGGUUUCCAGCUAUAUGUUUCAGCUUGAUAUCCCUACUGCAUCUUGUUUGGGGCAGAGUGAUUUACAAUGGAAAUGAUGUGUUCCUAGAAGAGAAGUCAGCAGGUUCGUUUCUCUCCCGUCAACUGUUGUAUAACAGUUGGGAUUUUGAGUUAGUGGUCCCUGACAAUCUAAAGAGGGAAUGCAUUGAGGAAAUAUGCUCAUAUGAAGAGGCCAGAGAGGUGUUUGAAGAUGACAUACAGACGGCCACAUUUUGGGAAGGCUAUGUCAAUAGUCAUGAGUCUUCAGCCCCAGUGGAUGUGUCUGGUUUGGUAGCUGGCAUUGUGGCUAUUGUCAUAACAGCUAUUAUAGCCACUGUUUUGGGCAUAUAUUGCUACAAGAACAGAGGCAAAAAUUCAAGAGGGGGCAGUGUUCCUGUGCAAAUGGGUGUGGAUGGGCAGCCAAUACCUGAAUCUUUGCCCUUGGCUAACAGGGCUCCAGGUCUCCCCUCGUACAAUGAGGCUCUGACCCACAGCGGCCAGCAUGAUGCACCUCCACCGCCGUACUCUGGGGGAAGUCCAGCCGAGCCACCACAAACUCAAGAAGAGGAAUGACAAAGACAUGAUGAUGUUGUUGUUGUUUUUUAAAUAAGGGAGGGGAGAGGGGUGAUACAGGGUUUUACUGGUGGAAAAGUGCAGCUUCAGUCAGUAGAUAAUUUAUUAUACUUUCGCUACAUGUUCAGCAGUUAACCCUAUUUUAUUCUUUUAGAAUCAUUUUGCUAUUAUCAUCAUGGAACGCAGUUUCAGUGUGAAUGUUGUCAAUAUUUUCAUGAAUCAGGUUUGUUCACUUUUUAAAAAAAGAGUUUUAUCAAAUGGAAUUUAAUUGUCAUUAUUAAUAAAAGAAAUGAAAU
Messenger RNA from Onychostoma macrolepis, 1499 nucleotides. RefSeq names its product proline rich Gla (G-carboxyglutamic acid) 2 (gene prrg2). Lineage: Eukaryota; Metazoa; Chordata; Actinopteri; Cypriniformes; Cyprinidae. The record is from RefSeq and is a predicted model, not a curated record. Gene Ontology annotation, cellular component: extracellular region. The transcript is spliced from 8 exons. Bases 607 to 1203 code for a protein of 198 amino acids. Gene Ontology annotation, molecular function: calcium ion binding.